CAGUCACCUUUUGAGCUGAUUGGGUUGACGCCUGCAAGAGUAUAUCACAGCGUUUCCACUGAUGUUAUGUCAAGUUAGCUAACUGCUAAACCGAAUUAUGAGCAGCUAUAUUGAUAACGCCUUUCCAGCCGGAUAUGAAAGCGACGCCAGCAAUGAGGAGUGGGAUAUCGGUGCCUGCUCGGAUAUAAAAUCCCCUAAAGAGAAGAUUCUGGAUGCAGUUGUCCCAGAAGCAACGGAUGAUGUGUCAAAAUUGAAAAGAGCCAUAUAUGCAGGAGACAUAGACACUGUUGAACAGCUGUUGGACAAUGGGAUGGAUGUGGAGACCAGGCUUGGCUUAGAUUGGACUCCUCUGAUGUGUGCUGUCAGUGUGGCUAACUGUGACAUAGCCAAACUUCUCUUGGAUAGAGGGGCCAGUGCCAACUUCAGCAAAGAUCAUUGGACAGUGCUGAUGGCCAGCUGCACAUCAUCUGCCAGUGAAGAAAAACUUGCUCGCUGUGUGGAGCUUCUGCUAUCCAGAAAUGCUGAUCCCAACAUGGCCAACAGGUCUCAAAUGACCUGCCUGAUGUUGGCAGCCAGAGAUGGCUACAGCAAGAUCAUCAACCUGCUGGUCUCCCAUGGUGCUGACAUCAAUUUUAAGGAUAACAAUGGGUACACGGCGUUGUCUUUAGCAGUGCAAUAUGGCAGAGAGGAGGCAGUUUUAAAGCUCCUCCAACUGGGAGCUGACAAAACCCUACGGACCAAAGCUGGCAAAAGCCCUGCUGACCUAGCAGUGGUCUUCAAACACGCACAGAUAGGCAGGAUUCUGGCCUCUUCAUCCCACAUCUCUACCGCCCAGGCAUUCAGCUCCAUGGAGGAUACUCUGUCAAAAUUCUUCAAAACCAACUCUGAUCCUCCACUGUCAAAGGAAAGUUCUACCAAGCUGGAUGAACUUGAGCUCCUCCUGCAUGGCCUUGAUCUUGGAUACCUCAUUGACAUCAUGAUUGAAAAUAACAUCACCUGGAGCUACCUGUUGACCAUGGAGAAGGAGGACAUGGAGAAGAUUGGUAUCAAGGACCCAGAAGACCAGAAGAAAGUGCUGAAUGCUGUGCAGCAGAUGCACCUGGACAGAGUGGACCUGGACACACUGAACCAGCUGGGAGCUGCAGACAGUGGUAGUGAGGAGUUGCUCAACUUCCUGAUAAGUGUUAGACAGCAGUGCUGCUACCUGACAGAGACAGUUCAUGACGUCAUUAGCCGAUUUCCCCGCCAUUCCUCCCAGCUGGUUUUCUCACUGGAUCCCAACAAGGAUGCCCAGGCUAUCUGCAACCAGUUGAUAAUUCAGACUAACGACAUGCAGAAGGAAGUCUACUGCCUCCGAAAUCUGCUGUGCCAGAUGGAAGAGACUGAAGAUGACCAUCAUCUUCCACAACGUGGUUCCAUCAGCAACUGGAGGCUGUGUUCCCUUACCAGGAUGGCACUGAGCAUGGUCGGAGCUGCUUUCCUCCUGCUCUUCUACAAAGCUGCUGGUGGAAAGGUUAACCUGCAGAUGUACAGGAGUGUCUGCUGAACAGCCGGAAGGUUGUUUUGUUCUGUUUGUUAAUGAGUUUGUUCAAGUUUUUGAUGACUUUAGGUAUCAAAUUGUUUUAUGGAGGGAGCAAAACAAAACAAAAGAGAGGGUAUUUCUAUUUUGCUGCUGUACCAGUUUAUUUUUGUUACUUUGAUCAAACUUCUCUUUACUUAAAGUGGUGAAUUUUAUUUCAGUAUAUUUUAAGGAUUUAAUUCAAAGUUUCUUUUGAGGAACAAUCUUGUGACAUUUAACAAUGGAAUAAAAUUUCAUUGUUUUGAUUUUUAUUGCCUGCAAAAAUGUUGAGCUUUACUUUGAAAUUUGGAUUAGAAUUUAGACUGUUUGAUGUAUGUUAUUAAUGAUAUCAAUUUAGUUCAUGGAUUUAAAAAUAAAUGUAUAAAAAACUGUUUAAGGGCUAGAGGUCAUGGAGUUGAGGAUUCAUAUCAACCAUUAGAUUUAGAAAGGCAGUUAAUAUAACCCUUGUGUCUGUACUUUUGAUGUAAAGGUUAAUUUAGGAUGGGAUAAAGUUAAGCCCCCUGUUUAGACUGUACUGUAGCAGAAAAUCAAGCCUGAAUCUUUUCAGAGUUCAAGAAAGAAAAUUAAAAAAAAAAUCAGCCAUCUAUCACUUGAAGCUAUAGCUCAGUGUAUUGUUUUAUCCACAUGCAAACAAAAAUGUAAAAAUAACUAUACGUCAUACUGGGAAGUAUUUGCCUGAGCUUCUUUGAGGUAGAUGCAAUGGCUUUCCUAAGCUUUGUUGUCACAGGGAUGUUGCCAAGCAACAAGCAAUCAUUACCUUUAGGUGGAGGUAUGUAUUAAUCAAGCCAGAUACAACAUGUCAAUUAGUGAAGUUUGUAGACUUUUGUAGGUGUAAGGUAUUCUUUGGAAGCGUUUGUCAAUGUUUCAGUCUUUAUGUUAAGCCAAGCUAAUUACCCUAAACUCCAGCUUAUUUC
Cheilinus undulatus (humphead wrasse) is the source of this 2493-nucleotide messenger RNA. It is a transcript of the gene asz1, whose product is annotated as ankyrin repeat, SAM and basic leucine zipper domain containing 1. The transcript is spliced from 13 exons. Gene Ontology annotation, molecular function: protein binding. Lineage: Eukaryota; Metazoa; Chordata; Actinopteri; Labriformes; Labridae. The record is from RefSeq and is a predicted model, not a curated record. Gene Ontology annotation, cellular component: pi-body. The coding region runs from base 98 to 1546 and encodes 482 amino acids. Gene Ontology annotation, biological process: piRNA processing.